Molecule: messenger RNA, 366 nt
Organism: Camellia sinensis
Lineage: Eukaryota; Viridiplantae; Streptophyta; Magnoliopsida; Ericales; Theaceae
Product: putative non-specific lipid-transfer protein 14
Biological process (GO): lipid transport
Molecular function (GO): lipid binding
Source: RefSeq, a predicted model, not a curated record
AUGGGUACAAGGCAGAAGAAAGAAGUGGCGGCGACGAGGGGUGUAGUAGUGUUGGUGUUGCUAUUAUGGGAGGCAGUGUCAGUAAUAGCGGUGAUAGAUUGCACCACCGUGACAGCAUUCAUCUCAGCUUGCUCUACCUUCGUGACUUAUGGAUCACCGGACCCAUUUCCGGGAUCGCCAUGCUGUGAUGCAGUAGUGGGCCUCAAUAGCCUCGCGGAUUCUAUUGAUAACAGGCAGUCCGUUUGCAGAUGCUUAAUGGACCUCAUUAAUACUUACAACCCUAAUGCUACUGCUAUUGCUACCUUGCCUGGUUUUUGUGGUGUCUCUCUCGGCUUCACCAUUGAUCCUAACACUGAUUGCAACUAG